Cladophialophora bantiana CBS 173.52 is the source of this 450-nucleotide messenger RNA. RefSeq lists its product as uncharacterized. The record is from RefSeq and is a predicted model, not a curated record. Bases 1 to 450 code for a protein of 149 amino acids. Lineage: Eukaryota; Fungi; Ascomycota; Eurotiomycetes; Chaetothyriales; Herpotrichiellaceae. The transcript has a single exon.
AUGGCCGACAAAUCACCGCCGUCGCCUGUUCACACCUACCACUGCCUAUGCACAACCCUCGUCCUCACCACCGCGCACGACCUGCACUCCCUCCCUCGCCGCCAUGAGCCGGUUCAAGAUGGAGCCCUGGUCCUCGCUCCUCCCGUCGACAUUACUAGAGCCGAGACUCUGGAGACGCAACGCUCUGAGCCCGCGGGUUCUGUGCUACUCAACGUGGCGCCAGAGCGAAAACCAGUCAUGAUCCGCCGAGAAGACGGAUUUGAGAAAAGAACGCUGCUAAAGUGUGUGAGGUGCAAGUUGGUCAUCGGGUACAAUCUCGACGAGGUCCACUUUGAGAAGCCCGAAGGAAAUCCAAGGCCAGUGUAUUUGUUGCCCGGUGGACUUCUCAGCACUCAGGAUAUGGCAGAGGGGAAACAACCAGAGACUCCUUCGUGGGCGGAGCAAAAAUAA